AUGGGUAAUGCGAACAGAAAAGAUAUAAGCCAUAAAGAGUAUGAUGAAAAUUUUAUAAAUAUCGAGUCUUCUGAAGAAAAUAAAAAUAUAAAAAAUAAAAAAUUCAUUAAUAUUAAUAAUAAUAAUAGCAAUAAUAAUAAUAAUAAUAAUAAUAAUAAUGAGAGUAGUGUAAAGAAUGACAAUAUUGUUAAUAAUAAUAAUUUGAUAAAUCCUGAUAAAAAACAAAAGAAUGUAAUAUUAAAUGAAGAUAAUAAUGAUGAUAUAAAAAAUAAAGAAUUAGUAGAUGAAAGCUUUGUGAAUAUAUUUUUUUAUGAAAAUUAUUUUAAAAACCUUUUUAAUUUAAAUGACGUGAGUAAUAAUAAAGUUUUAAAUAUUAUUGAAGGAAAAGAUGAAGAUGAAAAAAAUAUAGAUAAUAAUUUAAAAAAUAAAAAUAUUGUAAGAGAUAAUAUAAAUAAAAUAAAAAAUACAAGAAAUAUAAAUGAAAUAUUAAUAUAUAAUAAUAAAUAUAUAAUUAAUUUUUUAAAUGAUAUUACAAAAUGUAAAAUAGAUAUUGCUAAUUUUAUUUCUUUUUAUUUUUUUUUUCUACAUAUGAAAGAUAUGUUAAAUAAAAAUAAUGAUAAUGAAUUAAAUGAUAAAAAAAAAUCAUUCAAUAAAGAUAUCUGUAAUAUCAAAUAUAUAUAUAAAAAAAUUAAGACAUCCAAAAAAUAUAUUUCAUCUAAUGAUAUGGAUACUUGUAUAAGGAAUUAUUUAUAUCAUAUUGAUAAGAAAAAUUAUCCUAUUAUUAAAAAAAAAAAAUGUCCUUUUUUAAACAACCCAAACGUUUUAUAUAAUAAAAGAGGUUAUAUGACUUCAUGGCCUUUAGGGGUCAGCGCAAAAAUAAAGAAUAAAACUAAAAUAUCUGCGAACAUUAAAUCGAAGAAGGAAAGAAAUGAUAGGUAUAUGUUUAAUAAUAUGAUAAAUAAAGAGAAUAAUGUGAAUGUUAAACAAGACCUUAUAAAUAAUAAUAAUAAUAACAUAAUUAAUGUCCAUGCGUGCUGGUCGCCUGCGCAUGAUAAUACCUUUUUGAAUAUGGACGAAGAAGAAUUUAAAAUGUUAAAAAAAUAUUUGAAAGAUAUCAAAGGUGGGGGCAGAAAAAAAGGUAAGAAAGGAUAUAAUAACUCAAGCAAUUUUAUAUCACACGGUGUUAGGUUAGGCACGACAAGAUCCAGAAUUAGAGGGAAAUGUCUAUUAAAAAAUAAGAAGAUGCAUAUGUAUGAUGAUAAUAAUUAUGGUCAUGUAAAAGACAUUGAACAGGAGAGAAUGAAAAAAGUACAAAAAAAUGAUAAUCAAGAAUUGAAUAAUAAGAGCAAUAUGAAUAAGGAUGAUUAUAAAGACAGUGCAAUCAUUGAAGAUUUUAAUAAUAACAGAAAAUAUAAUAGUGAUAAUAAGAAAAAGGAAGUUAAUACGUGUAGUAAUGAAAAUGUUGAUAAUAAAAUUGGUCUUACCAAAAAAAAAAAUAUAUAUAAAAAUAACAAUGAUAUUGAUAAUUUCGAAUCUGGUAGUGGUUCAUAUGAUAAUACUUCAUUUGAAAGUAAUGUGAUUAAUAAUAAGAUAAAAGACAAAGAGAAAAAAAAAAGUAAAGAAAUUAAAUGCAUGAUAGAUAAGAAUAAUAAUACAGAAAAAGAUGAUAACAAAAAAUAUGACACAUCGUAUUCUUAUUAUAUAAAAAAUACAUUGUCUAAGGUAUUUUAUAAAAAUUAUGUAAGGAAAAAAGGAAAAGUAAAACAACAUAAGAAUAAAUAUAACAUCAACAAAAACAGUAACAGCAACAAUAAUAAUAAUAAUAAUAAUAAUAGUAAUAAUAAUAAUGAUGAUGAUGUACAUAGUGAGAAUAUAUUGUUAGAUGAGAAGAAAGAAAAAGCAGAUCCUAUGAAUUUAGGCAUUUCCUUUUCACCUGCAGGCUUGUUAAUACCUUAUCAUCUAGGUGUAAGCAGUUUAUUAAUAGAAAAAAAUAUAUUAAAUAUGCAUACUAGUAUUGCUGGUUCUUCAGCUGGAAGUAUUUGUGCAUGUUGUUUGAGUGUAGGAUUAAGUGUAAAUAAAUGUUAUUUUUUAAUCGAGAAUAUUAUUAGUAAUGUAUAUAAGCAUGGGUGUUAUCAGAAACUUGAGAAUAUAUUAAAUAUAGAAUUAAAUAAAUAUUUAUAUGAGGAUAGUUAUGUUUAUUUAAAUAAUCGUAUAGGAAAUGUGUUUGUAGGUAUAACACAAAUUUUACCUUAUUAUAAAAAAUUAAAUAUAAAUAAUUUUUAUGAUGAUAAUGAUUUAAUAAGUGCUAUUAUAGCAUCAUGUAAUAUACCUAUGUAUUUAUCUAGUAAUAUAUUUGUAAAUUUUAGAAAUAAAAAAUGUAUUGAUGGUUUUUUUAGUACCAAAAAAAAAGAUUUUGGAUGUCCAAAUACUAGAACAGAACGUAUUAUUAAGGUAUCUCCAUUUGAUUCUGAUUAUGUAGGUAUAGGUAAUAAAAAUAAUAGUGUCAUUAGUCCUCACCUAAUAAAAUAUAAUCAUAUACUUUUUCUUUUUAUUUGUGUAAAGAAUAUAUUUCAUAAGUAUAUAAACAAUUUAUGGAUAGAGAAGGAUUAUUUAUUUUUAAUUGAAAAUUUGAAGGAUAUAUUGGAAAGGAAAAUAUUUGAUUAUUACACGUUUGUUAAGAGAUACUUUACUUUUUUAAGAAAAAAUGAGACCAUAGAUGAGAAAUAUGAGGAGGAAGAAGAGGAUGAAAAAUAUGACGACGAUGAUUGUGACGAUGGUGGUAACGAUGGCGGUGAAGAUGAUGAUAACUAUGAUGAUAAUUAUGAUGGUAACUAUGAUGGUAACCAUCAUAGUGAUAAUGAUGAUGAAGAUCAUAGUGAUGAUGACGAUGAUAGUGAUGAUGAUGAUGAUAAUGAUAAUGAUGACUAUGAAAAAAUAACAACUAAUAAGGAGAAGAAAAAAGAGAAAAAAAAAAAAAAAAUAAAUAAAAUUUUUAACAAUAUUAAUAGUUCUGUUGGUGUAACCGAAAAAGAUUUUAUAGGCACAUCAAUUGUUGCUAGCUUUGCAAAUAUGAAAAGACAAAUGAAUGAAAAAAUAGAAAAAAGAAAAAAUGAAAAGAAAGAAAAAAAAGAAAAGAAAGAGAAAGAACAAAGACAGAAUAUGAAUAAAUGUUCAAAAAAUCGAAGUAAGAAUAGAUAUAUACAUAAUAAUAGUAAUAUACCUUUAUUAAAUUCAAUGAGAAUUAAAUUUAAAAAUUUAAAUUAUAUGAAUAUGAAUUCUUUUGAAAUUGAAUUAUAUUUAAAAAUAAAUAAUGAUAUAUUUUUACAGUUUAAUAAACAUAAUUAUAAUGUACAGAAUUUUUAUAAUUUCUCUAUAACCUUAAUAAAUAUUAUGAAUAAAUAUUAUUCAGAAAAUUUUUAUGCACAUAAUUUAGAAAAAAUAGUAUAUAAAUUUUUAUUAAAUAAUACAAAUUUUGAAGAUAUAGAAAAACAAUAUUCUUCAAAAGAAGGUAUGAAUGAAAUGGAUGUCCUAGUUAAUACAUAUGAUUUAAAAUAUGAUAAAAUAAUAGAGUUUUUAAAAUAUAAUGCAUAUUUAAAAAUUGAUAGAUAUAUAUAUUUUCACCCGAAACUUAAAACAGAUAUUAUAUUAUUUUUCUUUAAAGAAAUAUUUUUAAAUGAUAAUAUUUUAAAAAUUGAUAGGAAAUUUUUAAAAAGAAAUAUAACGAUAAUGAUAGAAGUAUUAAAAGAAAUAUUUUUUAAAGAAUAUGUGAAAAGAUGUAUAACAAAGGUAAUAUUUUUUCCUAUAAAUAUGAAACAACAGGAUAAUGGAAUAAAUAAAAAUUGUUAUAAUAACAAAUAUGUAAAUAAUAAUAAUAUGUUUAAUACACAUGGUAAUAAUUAUUAUAACAAUCAAAAUAAUGAUAAUCCUUAUUAUUAUCAUGAUUAUAAUGAUUCACAUAAUAAUAAAUAUUUUAAGAAUAAGAAUAAAAAUAAAUUAAUGUAUGAAAAGGAAAGGAAAUCAUCCUUUUUAUUCAUAUCAAAUAAUGUUCAAGAUGUAAAACCUAUAAAACAUUAUUUAAAAUAUAGUAGUAUAUAUAAAAAUUUUAUUUAUAUUAUAAGUGAAAUAAAAAAUUUUAAUAAUAAGAUAACCAAAAUUAAUAGAUAUAAUUAUUAUAAUUUUAUGAAUUUAAAUAUUGACGAUUUGAAUGAUGCUUAUUUGUUUUUAUAUGUUUAUUUAUAUUCAAAUGUAUAUUACAAGAGUUUUUUCUCAUUGAUGAAUAUGCAAUAUAGGGAUUAUCUCCUCAGGGCUAGGAAAUUAUCUCGACAAGAAAAUAUGAUAUCGACAAAAGAUGGCUCUACUGAAAAAAAUAAUAACAUUAACAAUAAUAAAAUUAACAAUAAUAAUAAUAAUAAUAAUAUUAAUAUUUCUAGUAAAGACAAUAAAGGAAAUAUUACAACUAAUGAUAAUAGUUGUACAAAAGAAAAAGAAAAAAAUAGAAACAUUUUUAAAAAAUGGAAUUCAAAGGAUUUGAAAAAUAACUCGAACAAUAAUGUUGCAACGAAUAAGCUAGCCAAAACGUUUUCAGGAAUUUGGCUAGAUAAAAAAAAAAAAAAAAAUGACAAAACGAAUGAGACAAAUAAAACAAGUGAGACAAAUAAAACAAAUGAGACAAAUAAAACAAGUGAGACAAAUAAAACAAAUGAGACAAAUAAAACAAGUGAGACAAAUAAAACAAGUGAGACAAAUAAAACAAAUGUAACAAAUAAAAAUGAUCAAGGUAAUAUAGAGAAAAAUAUAACACAAAAUAAAUGUGCAAUAUAUAAUGAAAAAAGAGAACUCAAUAUGGAUAGUAGUAUAAAAAAUGAAAUGACAGAAAAGGAAGAUAAUAGUAUAAAUAUAGAUUGUGUUCAAAAUGAUAAGAAUAUUAAUAACAAUUUGAAAUAUAUAGAAUAUAAUAGAACACAUGAAAUAAAGAAGGAAUUAUAUAGAAACGAUAUGUAUAAUAGUGGGAUCAUUAAUUUUGAUAUUAACAAUGAAUAUUUUUUUCGUAAUUUAAAUAAUAUGAAUGAUAACCAUUUUUUUAAAUAUACAUUGUUGGAUAAUAAUGAUAAUGUGUUUGAUCAUAUAAAUAAUAAGGAUAAUAUAGAUUAUAAUAAAUAUUUUUAUAAGUUCGAGAACCUGAUUAUUUUUAAUUAUGAUUUUAGUUUGAUUACAAAAAUUGAUGAAUUUUAUCAAUCAAAUAGAUAUAAAAUAUUUGAUAUAAAUAAGAAAAAGAAAAAGGAAAUAUUUUAUCAUUUGUAUUAUAUAUAUAUAUGUUAUAGGGAUAUUUUAUUUUUAUUGAAGUUUGUUUUUACAUUAAAUUUUUGUGAGAACACAAAAUAUAAAUUUUUAAAAAAAAGAAAAUGUCCAUACAAAAGGAAAUAUAAAGAUAUGAGGGAUUCUCAUUUUAAUUUGCAAAAGGAACAAGGAGGAGGAUAUAUAAAUGUGGGAGGACAUAUGAAAGGAGGAGAAAAAAUAAAUGUAGGGGAACAUAUAAAUGUAGGAGGAGAUAAAAAAAAGGACCUUCAAAAUAUACAAUAUAAUAAAAAUAAUGAUGUUGAAAAGAUAAGAGAAAAUAUGAAUGAACAUAUUAAAAAUGGAUAUGCUAAUACAUAUGGGAGUAUUUACGGAUAUACGCACAAUAAUAAUGAUAACAUUUUAUAUAAUAGGAGUGAAUUAGAGAAGGGUCGACAAAUUAAUAUGUUAAACAAUCCGACAUUUUCUUCAAAUGUUGAUGAGGCUUUCAUGGAUAGUGCUUCUGAUGUUAAUGAUUAUGAUAUAGAUAAUAAAAGAGGGCAACAGCAUUUUUAUGACAUGUGUGAGCAUAUAAAGAGACCACAAAAUAAUGGAGUUCAUAAUAUUUAUAAUAAUAAUAAUAAUAAUCUUUAUGGUGAUGAUAGUAUGAAUUAUCUUACUUCAAAUACAGGAAAAGGGACACCUAGAAGAUUAUUUGAAGAAUCAAAUAAUGAUGAAUAUAAUUCUGUUACUUUACCUCAAUCAGAAUAUUUAAGAAAGAAAAGAUUAAAAUAUCUAGAAGGUAAUGAUAGUGAUUUUGUUGAGGAAUUAAAAACAAAUAUUGAAGAUGAGUUAUAUGAUAAAUAUAAAACUUAUUUUGUUAAGAAUGUAUAUUCUAUGAGGAAAUUAUUUAAAAUAGCUUUAGAAGGUGCUGAAGAAAAAGUUAUAAAAAAAAUUUAUGAUUUAGGAAGGAGUGAUGCACAUUUAUGGUUAUUUGUAGAAUAUUUAAAUGUUGGAAUAUAUUUAUAUAAAAGAAUAUAUACAAUAUAUAUUAAAUUACUUACAGUUUUUGAAUCUUUAAUAUAUUUAACAAAUAUAAAUAAAAAAAAAAAAAAAAUGGAUAUAUCAACUCUUCUUUCAUCAAUUGAAUAUUCUGUAAUCUAUAUUAAUGGUAAUCCAUUUGAUUUAUUUAAACUUUGUAAUUUGCUUGUUUUAUGCUAUACAUAUUAUAAUAUACCUUAUAUGAAAACCCAAACUUGUGUAGUCAAUAAUAACGAUGAUAAUAAAUUAGACCAUGUGCAUGAUAAAAAUGUGGUUAAUAAGGAGACAUUAGAUGAAGAUAAUAGUUCGAAUAAAUUAAAUAAGAAUGAUAACACAUAUGAGAAAUUAAGAAAAAAGGAUGAGCACAAAAAAAAAGAAAAAAAAAAAAAAAAAAAAAAUAGCACUUCAAGUAUUGAUAUGGAUAUUAAUAAUUAUAAAAAGGGUAGUAUACAUGUAAGACAAAAUGGUGAUUAUAAUAAUAAGAAAGACGACAAUAUAAAUAGUGAUCAUAACAUAAAAAGAAAGAAUCGUAUUAAAAAAAUAAAUAAAGAAAGAAAUAAUAAAGAAAAAUUAAAAAGAAGUAUAAGUUUACCAUUAAAUUUAAAAAGAACUGUUGUAAAAAUUAUUAAUUUAAAAAAUAAAAUAAAUUUAAAUAAAAAUAUCAUAGAUGCUAUUAAUAAUGAUAUAUUAAAAGGAACACCAUAUGAACACAUAUAUACACAUUCGAAUUUUUGGAUAUAUUCUUCAUCAGAUGAAAGUGAUACAUAUAAUUGUUCAAAUGAUUAUUAUUUAAAUAAUGUAGAUCAUGGUAGUAAAGAAUUUGAUAAUAUUUUUGAUCAAAUGUCAGAUGAAUUAGAUAAUUUUUCACGCAUUUCGAAUUUUUUUAAAACUUUCAAAAAUCUAGAUAACAGUUUGAGUUUAUCUGGGUAUUUUGGUUUUUAG
This is a messenger RNA of Plasmodium gaboni, 7257 nucleotides long. RefSeq lists its product as hypothetical. NCBI's taxonomy places the organism in Eukaryota, Apicomplexa, Aconoidasida, Haemosporida, Plasmodiidae. Gene Ontology annotation, molecular function: triacylglycerol lipase activity. The record is from RefSeq and is a predicted model, not a curated record. Gene Ontology annotation, biological process: triglyceride catabolic process; lipid homeostasis. Gene Ontology annotation, cellular component: cytoplasm; lipid droplet; membrane. The coding region runs from base 1 to 7257 and encodes 2418 amino acids. The transcript has a single exon.